GUUCGAGCUCUAGCGAUCUCUGUAUUGUUUUAGCUAAAAUGGGCGCGGAGCAGAGCGUUCCAGCUGGGGUCGAGGUCCAGCCUGCUGCACCAGCAACAGCUGCGCCCAGCAACCAACCCGAUGGAGCUCAAACGGAAGAGUCCAGCUCUCAGCAGAGUUCCGCGAUGCCCUCUGCGCUGGUGCUGGUCGGACCGUCGGGCGUGGGAAAAGGGACGCUCGCUAAGCGGCUUAUGGACGGCGCUCCAGAGCGAUUCGGCUUUUCUGUGUCUCACACGACGCGAGCGCCGCGGCCUAACGAGCAGCAUGGCGUCCACUAUUACUAUACCACGAAGGAGCAGUUCGCAAAGGAGAUUGGGGAGGGGAAGUUCCUGGAGUACGCGGAGGUGCACGGUAACCUGUACGGUACCAGCGUCGCCGCCGUGCGUGACGUCCUGGAGUCCGGCCGCGUCUGCAUCCUAGAUAUCGACGUGCAGGGCGCCCGCGCCAUGCGGAAGAGCGGCCUGAAGGGCAUCUUCGUGUUCAUCGCGCCGCCCUCGCUGGAGGACCUGGCCAACCGCCUGGCGGGCCGCGGCACCGAGACUGUGGAGCAAAUCACGCGGCGCCUGCACAACGCCAAGCAGGAGAUCGAGAGCAUCAACGAGAAGGGGCUGUACGACUACCUGCUCAUCAACGACGACCUGGAGGAGGCCAUGAAGCGCCUCACCGCCAUCGCGGGCCGUGCCGCGGUGGGCCUGGGCCCGGAGCCCGGCAUGGUGCCGGAGCGCGUGGUGCUGGAGGACGCACCUCUGCCCGACAUCCGCGCCCUCACGGAGCAGCAGCAACAGCAGGCGGCGGCCUCCGCUGGCGGCGCCGCGCCCGCGUCCCAACCCGCGGAGGCGGCUCCCGCGCAGGCGGCACCGGCCGCUCCCGCGCCGGAGGCGAGCCACGCGCCGGAGGCCUCGGCGGCCCCGGUAGCGGCGCCUCAGGCUAACGGCGUCGUCGUGUCUGCGGCGUCAGCAGUGGCUGAGCAGCAGGGGAUGGAGGGCGUACCGCCCGGCUUUGAGAAGUGGCAGGGCAAGGUGGCGCUAGUGACGGGCGCGUCGUCGGGCAUCGGCUGGGCCACCUGCGAGGCGCUGGCGCUGGCGGGCAUGCGCGUGGUGGCAGUGGCCCGGCGCAAGGACCGGUUGGAGGAGCUGCAGCGGCACAUGCACGCCAUGGGCGUGCCGCUGGUCAACUUCCUGCCCGUGGUGUGCGACAUCACCAAGGAGGCCGAGGUGGCCACGCUACCCAAGAUCGUGGCCAAGCGGUGGCCCGAGUGUGGCGUGGACGUCCUCAUCAACAACGCCGGCAUGAGCCGCAACGACGCCUCGCUGUUUGAGGGCAACAUCGGCAGCUGGGUGGAGAUGCUGAGCACCAACGUGCUGGGCACCUGCAUGAUGACGCGCGCCGUGGUGCAGGACAUGAAGCGACGCAGCAGCUACGGCCAUAUCAUCAACAUGAUUGGCCUCAGUGGCCACCGCAUUCCCGACGGCCCCCAGGGCGGCGGCUUCUACUGCGCCACCAAGUCAGCCGUCAAGACCAUUACCGAAGGGCUCCGACAGGAGGCCCGCGGCGCCAAGCUGCCGCUGCGCGUAUCCGGCAUCUCGCCGGGCGUGGUGGAGACGGAGUUCUUUGCGGUGCGCGCGUUCGGCGACGCCGAUGCCACGCGCAAGGCCACGUCGGCGUUCAAGUGCCUGCAGCCCGUGGACGUGGCGGACGCGGUGAUGUGGUGCCUAAGCUGCCCCGACCACAUGGAGGUGAACGACAUUGUGGUGCGCCCCACUGAGCAGCUCAUCUGAGUUGACAGCUGCUGGGCCUUGGCGCCGGGUUGGAAGAGGGUCACAAGAGGCUGGGUGGCUGGGCGGAGGGCGCUGGGUUUGUGGGGUGUGGGUGUGGGUGUCAGAGGCGGUGAUGAGUAGGCGAGGAGCAGCUCACGAGGCGGAGGAGCUUUUGGCGUGGGGAUGAAGGAUUCGGGGCAGGAUGGAGAAGUGAGGUAGGCGCGGCUGGCAUGGAUACAUGAGAGGGCGGGGCAGGUUGCGCUGUGCUCGGGGGAGGGCGCCAGGUCCUGGUGGGCACCAACAAGUUUGGAGGGUCGCACAUUGGGGGCGUACAGGAUUAUGCGUCGGAGCGUGUAUGGGGUACCGUAAUGCGGUGAGUGGUGCUAUCCGGUAAUUACCACCUGACAUGCCUUGUAGGCAGAUGGAGGGAAGGGGCGUCGUGGUGCGAGCCAACACGUCCACAGUAGUGGUACAUGCACGCGGCGAUGGAGAGAGCGCCUCGGCCCGGAUAGCAUUAGUCCGCUGGCCAGGGAGCUCGGCAUUGACUGCAGAGCUGCCGCAAGGAUGUGCACAACCGGGUCCCUCUUCUGUGUAAACUGUUUCCCCU
Chlamydomonas reinhardtii is the source of this 2403-nucleotide messenger RNA. RefSeq lists its product as uncharacterized. Gene Ontology annotation, cellular component: cytosol. The transcript is spliced from 11 exons. The record is from RefSeq and is a predicted model, not a curated record. Gene Ontology annotation, molecular function: GMP kinase activity. Gene Ontology annotation, biological process: purine nucleotide metabolic process. Bases 39 to 1817 code for a protein of 592 amino acids. Lineage: Eukaryota; Viridiplantae; Chlorophyta; Chlorophyceae; Chlamydomonadales; Chlamydomonadaceae.